AUUAUGAUGUUUGAUUUACGUUCAGUAUAAGUGGAUUAUGAUGUUUGAUUUAUGUUCCGUAUGAGUGGAUUAUGAUGUUUGAUUUACGUUCAGUAUGAGUGGAUUAUGAUGUUUGAUUUAUGUUCAGUCAGAGUGGAUUAUGAUGUUUGAUUUAUGUUCAGUAUGAGUGGAUUAUGAUGUUUGAUUUAUGUUCAGUAUGAGUGGAUUAUGAUGUUUGACCAAGAGAGUUUGGCGUCUAGGUCGAUAGUAGUAGUGUUCCUCUCUGCUCUCAUCAUAUAUAUACCAGCUUUGGCAGUACACUUGCAAACCGAAUUUUUAGAAGUGGAGAGCACUGGGUGCCUCGUAGAAAAGUUUGAUGUCAUCCAAGACUUCCAUGCUAUUAUUUUCUUCAGUUAUGGACUUUAUUUACUCUGUUCCAACUUGAUUGUUAAAAUCUACACAAGACCAAUUCCAGGCCAGCAGGAUGUAAACAGUCAUUUUCUUCAAUGCUCAAAAAUCACAUCGGGAACAAUUGGUGCGUAUUCUACAAUUUUAUGGCUGGUUUUGUGUAUACUAACCCACAAACGCUUGCCUUUUCAUUCAACCAUAGAUGUAAAAGUUGUCAAGGUUUUAGAACUAUCAAUUCCUCUCACUAGUCUUAUUCUUCAUAUUUUAAAAGAGAGUGAAUUUACUUUCCCCUACCUUCAGACAAGGGCCAUACGCUUGCUCUACCUCUGCUUGUGUGUUGAACCACCAGCAGUCCCUGCUACCUUUGAUCCCCUUGAUACCCGGCUAGUAGAGCUAAUUGCAAGAAAUCUUUCAGCAGACACAAGAUCAGCGUUAACAUCUGUAGCAACAAGAAGAACAACCAGUCAAGCUAUUUCAAUGCAAAACUCAGAAUUGGUGACAUCUGAUUUGAUCUUUGUAAGAGAAGCAUCAAGAACACAAGAGGAAAAUCUGUACUCUGUUGUGCAAAAUCAAACCCGGAGCUCUAUUAGCUCCGAAUUUCAAACACAAUGCCAUGGUUCUGAAGUACUAGGAAACCAGUUUAACCCUGAAGAAUCCACAAACCGGUUCAACCCUGAAGAACAAACCAACUGGUUUAGCUCAGAAGUACAAGCAAUACGGUUCAACUCUGAAGAACAAGCAAACCGGUUUAACUCUGAAGAACAAGCAAACCGGUUUAACUCUGAAGAACAAGCAAACCGGUUCAGAAGUACAAGCAAUACGGUUCAACUCUGA
This is a messenger RNA of Eurytemora carolleeae, 1221 nucleotides long. RefSeq lists its product as uncharacterized. Lineage: Eukaryota; Metazoa; Arthropoda; Copepoda; Calanoida; Temoridae. Bases 208 to 1221 code for a protein of 337 amino acids. The record is from RefSeq and is a predicted model, not a curated record. The transcript is spliced from 2 exons.